AUUUGUCAUCAACCAUGUAUAUUCUGCACCACGAGCAAGUUCGUUGUCGAUGGAUGCCAACAGGAAUACUUUCACUAUCCUUGCUGGUCGCCUUUUCGACCCUAGCAUUGAAGAUUUCGUUGCAAGUCAAGUCAUCGUCGUAUCGAAAACAGCUGGGUUGAUUGUUGAUGUGCAUGACUAUACGACUGGAUCCGUUGAUAUUGAUCUUCGCCAUCUCACCGUUCUGCCUGGAUUCGUGGACGCUCAUGUUUACAUGUUCCUUCAUUCGUAUUCAGAGACAUCAUGGACGGAUCAGUUAACGAAGGAGAGUCUCGCUGAACGCACCAUCAGGGCCACUGUUCACGCCAGAAAGACCUUGAUGGCAGGAUUCACGACAGUUCGCGACCUGGGAACAGAGGGAGCAGGCGAUGCUGAUCUCGCGCUGCGUCGAUGUCUAGCUGGCCCGGAUCCUAUCAUUCCUGGCCCGAGAUACUUCUGCGCCAAUCGUGCCCUUGUCACCACCGGAAGCUAUGGACCGAAAAGUUCGAUACACCCUCACAGUGAAGGCGUAGAAGGCAUUACCGGGGCAGAGGUCACUGAUGGCAUAGACGAAUGUGUCAAAGCCGUCAGAAGGCAGGUCGGCGCUGGCGUAGAUUGGAUCAAGAUUUAUGCAGACUAUUCCGUGCGCUCUAGAGUCGCGUCUGUCUCUCCUGCCAUCGGAGCUCGUGCCAUGCCUACUUUCAUGUACAGUGAGAUUAAAGUCAUGGUCGAUAUCGCACAUGCCCUUGGUGUCAAAGUUGCGGGACACGCGAAAACUGUAGAAGCGGUAUCAAAUCUAUUAAAGGCUGGUGCUAACACCAUCGAGCAUGGCUCCCAAAUGUACAAAGACGCUUCCUUAAUGGACGCGUUCUGUAAUUCGCCGUCAACAAUUUGGAUUCCUACCCUUGCCGUUUAUUAUGAAAUGCGACACAAUAGUCCCCAGGGAUGGGAAGACGCACGGACGUCUUUCCAGCGAGCGUUGAAGAUGGGAAUGGAUAAUAUCUCGUGUGGAGGAGAUACAGGUCCAUUUCCUCACGGAGAUAAUGCUCUGGAGAUGAAGCUGAUGGUCAGACUUGGCGGUUGGAAGUGUAUCAGACCGAUAAACUGGAAGGGGGGUCAGAACGGAACAUCAGGAGAUAAUGACAUAUGGUUUGGCAACGUCAAAGCUGGCUGGGCAGCUGAUCUAGUCGCAUUGGAAGGGAAUUUGGAGGAUGAUUUUGAAGGAACUUUGGAUAGAGUGAGCUUUGUGAUGAGGGGAGGGAAGGUGUACAAGCUAGAUGGAAAGGCCGUACAGGAUGUUUAA
Guyanagaster necrorhizus is the source of this 1321-nucleotide messenger RNA. RefSeq lists its product as uncharacterized. The record is from RefSeq and is a predicted model, not a curated record. Gene Ontology annotation, molecular function: hydrolase activity, acting on carbon-nitrogen (but not peptide) bonds. The coding region runs from base 50 to 1321 and encodes 423 amino acids. The transcript has 7 exons. NCBI's taxonomy places the organism in Eukaryota, Fungi, Basidiomycota, Agaricomycetes, Agaricales, Physalacriaceae.